UGCUCAUAUUACUCUAAGCAAUCAAUUUUUUGGCAUGUUUAUGGACUCUUUGGAAUAACUAGAUUAAUAUUAAUGAAUUUAGAUGGUGUGUUCAUCGCCGCGUGACAAAGAUUACUGCCCACAAUGUACGGGCAUAUCGGGAUCAACUUGCGAAAUUGGAGAAUAGCAUGUUUAACUGGAUGCCUUACUCUGACGAAGUCAUCAAUUAUCUUCCCGAGUCCUGUCGUGCUGGCAAGGCUAUCUGGACCUCCAUGACCCCUAUAAUAUUCUUUCAUAUUGUGGAGUUUCACAUGUCUCAUAGGGUCAUGCGACAAUUUGGUUUGGAGCAAAAAGUGCCUAACACGUACUUAUUUUAGACGGAAAAUUUUCAUAACACACUACACAAGUUGAAUAGAAAAGGAAGGCCUGGAGUUGAUUGGUACACCUACCACCUCGAGUACAUCACAUGGUGGGACAAUAGAUUGAAUAAUUUGGUAGACAGUGACAACGGUGAGCCUACCGAUUUGGAUUACUUUGAGUGGUAUCGGUCACACACUGUUUCAGUUAUCUCACGUCCUCUUUGUUCGAAUCCUCCUCUAUCGGGUUUCCACGGCCGUACCAAGAUUCAUCGGAUAUGGGUAAGUCUUUCUAAUUUAUUAUUAUUAUUUUUAUUUUUUUGUUGCUGUUAUUCUUUUAUCCCUUUAAACUAGAGGCAGAAUCCUGUUUGAAUGCUACGAUAGUAUCAUAGGGUUAGGAUUUGACUAUUGGAUUAAUACUAUACUUGUUGACCAUUGGAUUUAUGUGGUUUUGUUGAUGAUUGUGUUCUCAUUGAAUAGUGGUAUCGUGUGGUUUUGCUGGAUUUUUUUGUGUGAUUGUGUUUAUUGAUUGGCCAUUUCAAUUUAGUAAAUAAUAGAACUUUAAUUGAUCAUUCUGAGUUUAGUAUGAGAAUGAAAUGGAGGGUGGAUGUAAAUUAAGGCUGAUUUUAUAUGGAGAGUUAUGCUGAGAACUGUUUUUUCCAGGGCAAUGUUUUGGCCACAUUAACAUUCAAGCUUCAAAGUUGGCUGCUCAAUUCGAAGGGACAGAGCAUUAUACCAAUUACAUUGAUAUUGCUAAUAUGGCCCUUAAUGCCCCACAUUUGAAUGGGACGGAACCGGCCCCCUCCUACCCUAGUCAUACUCUAAUUGAACAAGAUUUGAGUCAAAUUCAGCCGGGCCAUCAUCCGCAUCGUGCGCGAUUCAAGCCUCGUGGUGGGCCCAUGGAGGGGGUGGGAGGCAGCCCCGACGACCCCAAAAACCAAAAAAACAAGCUCAACCCCAUGGAAUUCCUACUCCAUUUACACCGCGAGAGGCGAUAUUUAAUUUUGAGUCUCGGCAACUUUUACAUGACUUUGGGCAACAUUAUCAAGAAUUCAAUCAACAACUAUCGCACGACUAUAAUUUUGGCCCAACGGUUGAGCAAGACAAUGAUAUUGAUAUGGGUGGUGAAGGAAGUUCAGCCACCUCACACACAAGCUUAAGCAUUGGCGGUCAUGAUGGUGGUCUUGAAGGUGAAAUAUCUCCAGAAUUAGGUCGGGAAAAAGAAAGAAAAUUUUUACAAAGUGUGGAACAAGAAACCAUUUGAAUGUAGAUCAUUGAGGCUUUGUAUAUUAUGUUUUUUAGUUUAAAAACAUAUUCACUUCAAUUCUAGGUACUUUUGAAUUUGUUAUUUUGUUGAACGUUAUCUUAUUUUAUAGAAUUUUUUGAUAUAUU
Oldenlandia corymbosa var. corymbosa is the source of this 1727-nucleotide messenger RNA. Lineage: Eukaryota; Viridiplantae; Streptophyta; Magnoliopsida; Gentianales; Rubiaceae. The record is from the annotation of a GenBank genome assembly.